Solanum pennellii is the source of this 4516-nucleotide messenger RNA. RefSeq lists its product as uncharacterized. Lineage: Eukaryota; Viridiplantae; Streptophyta; Magnoliopsida; Solanales; Solanaceae. The record is from RefSeq and is a predicted model, not a curated record.
UUGCACUACUUCAUGAUGGCAGCUGAAGAUAAAACACUGCUUUGUUUCUGUCACUGGGGCAGGAAGAAUAAGGUGAUGCCAGAUGGAUCCAUUUCGUAUGGGGGAGGUAUUACUGAUCAGGUUAUUGUAAAGACCGGCAUAAAGUACAAUGAUUUUGUGAAUGCAGUUUUUGACCUAUUAGGCAUUGAUCCUUCAGGUAGGAUCUUGCAUUUUACAGUGAAGUUCGAUAGCUCCGACAUAAUACGGCUGAGGGACCAAAAAGGCGUUGAUACCCUGUUACAAUUUAAUGAUGGUUUUGCUCAUGUUUAUGUAUCAAGUUUGGAGGAGGAACUUAAUUCUAGACCGCCAUCAGGUCAUGCGGAAAAAGUUGUACUUGUUGGUUAUUCUGAUUCAGAAGCAGAUACAACUCCGACAGGUGAUGAUGAGAAUGAAUUGGCAAGCCCUCUGAAGAAGGCACGGUUCCAGUCAGCUGGAGGUAGUAAGCUUCUGAAGAAAACAACAGCUAAUCAGUCAGAAGGAGCCAGAGAUGGUAAACCUCAGCAGAAUGAAGCUGUUCGUGGUGAUAAUCAAAAUCAUGCCAGUGUAACCAGGUCAUGCAGUAAAUCCAUGGAAAUAUUAAAUCAAAAUAGAGUGGGCCUUCCUGAAGGUGUGCAAAACAACAGUUCCAAGACUAAGACAGUUAAUGAACAGGCUCCUUUACCGACAUCAGGCUGUGCGAAAAAAGUUAAAGUUGGACUCAUUGUUAAUUCUGAUUCAGGACGAAGUACAAUUCCUGAUGGUAAUCCUCCCAAGGUGUAUGAUUAUCCUGAUCCUGAAUUCCGUGAUUCUGACAAGCAUAAAUCAGAAAUUUACUUUGCAGUUGACCAUAUCUGGGCUUGCCAUGAUGCUGAUUUCAUGCCAAGAUUCUAUGCCUGCAUUAGAAAGGUAUCUAGUCCUGAAUUUAAGAUAAAGCUGAGAUGGCUUGAGGCUCAUCCAGAAGAUGAAAGGGAGCGCGCAUGGGUCAGGGCAGACUUGCCUGUUGGCUGUGGGAAAUUUAGACGUGGGAGCUCCAAAUAUACUUCUGAUCGACUUAUAUUUUCUCAUCAAAGUGUAAAAGACAAGAGAGGUCUGUACAUUGUAUAUCCAAGAAAAGGGGAAACAUGGGCCCUUUUCAAGGAUUGGGCUAUUCGUUGGAGCUCCGAUCCUAAGAGUUAUAGGAAGUACAAGUAUGAAAUAGUGGAAGUUCUUUCUGAUUUUGUUGGGGAUGCUGGAAUCCAAGUUGGUUACUUGGAAAAAGUGACUGGAUUUAUUAGCAUAUUUCAGCAAACAAGGCCGACUCUUGUUGGUGCAUUCUUUGUAAAGCCAAAAGAACUUUACAAGUUUUCUCAUCGAAUCCCCUCCAAAAUGUCUGGAACUGAACGAGAGGAUGUACCCGUGGGAUCGUUUGAACUUGAUCCUGCUUCUUUACCCCUCAAUCCAAAUUAUAUUUGGUGCCCUGGGAAAUUCAUGAUGGAAACUGAAGAUAAAACACUGUUUUGUUUUUGUCAUUGGGGUAAGAAGAAUAAGGUGCUUCCAGAUGGAUCCGCUUCGUAUGUGGGAGGUAUUACCCGACAGGUUAUUGCAAAAACAGGCAUAAAGUACGAGGAUUUUGUGAAUGCAGUUUUUCACCGAUUAUGCAUUGAUCCUUCGGAUAAGAUCUUACAUUUUACUGUUAAGUUUGAUAGGUCCCAAUUGAUACAGCUGAGCGACCAAGAAGAUGUCAAUACUCUCUUGCAAUUCAAUGAUGAUUUUGCACAUGUUUAUGUAUCAAGUUUGGAGAUGGAGCCUCAUUCUACACUCCCGUCAGUUGGCGCGAAAAAAAUAGAACCUGUUGUUUUUGAUCUUGAACUAGAUACUAAUCCUGUACGCAAUGAUGAGAAUGAUUUGGCAAGCCCUCUGAAGAAGGCACAGUCUAACCAGUCAGCUGGAGAUAGUAAUCCUCUGAAAAAAUCAUGGGCUCACCAGUCAAUUAAGGACAGUAAACCUCAGAAGAAAGAAGCUGUGGCCAGUGAACAGGCUUCUAGACUGCCUUCAGGUGGUGCGAAAAAAGUUAAACUUACUAUUGAUUCAGAUUCUGAUUCUGGUUCUGAUUCAGAGUCAGAAUCAGAAUCAGAUACUGUUCCUGAUGGUAAUCUUCCAGAGGUGUAUGAUUAUCCUGACCCUGAAUUUAGUGUUUUUGACAAGCAUAAAGCACAGAAUUGCUUUGCAAUCGAUCAGAUCUGGGCGUGUUAUGAUACGGUUGAUGGUAUGCCAAGAUUCUAUGCCCACAUUAGGAAGGUAUACAGUCCUGAAUUUAAGGUGAUGUUCAGUUGGCUUGAUGCUUAUCCAGAAGAUGAAAGGAGCAGAGCUUGGGUCGGGGCAGAGUUGCCUGUUGGCUGUGGGAAAUUUAGACGUGGAAGUACUGAAUUCACUUCUGAUCGACUUACAUUUUCUCAUCAAGUGCAGUGCGGAAUGGGGAAGAGAGGUCUAUACAUUGUAUAUCCAAGGAAAGGAGAAACGUGGGCCCUUUUCAAAGAUUGGGAUAUGAGUUGGAGCUCUGAUCCAGAUAAUCAUAGGAAGUACAAGUAUGAAAUUGUGGAGAUAGUUUCUGAUUAUGUUGUGGAUGUUGGUGUUCUUGUUGCUUAUUUAGAUAAAGUUUCCAGAUUUGUUAGCCUUUUCCAGCGAAUGAGGCCGACUGAAGUUGGUACAUUCUUUGUAAAGCCAAAUGAACUUUACAAGUUCUCUCAUCAAAUUCCUUCUUUUAAAAUGACUGGAACUGAACGAGAGGGUGUACCUGCGGGAUCCUUUGAACUUGAUCCUGCUUCUUUACCCCUCAGUCCUGAUGAUAUUUGGUACCCUGGAAAAGUUAUGGAAGACAGCAGGGCGGUUAAUUCUGAACCUGUAGAAAAUGAUUUACCUGCAGUUCCACUUAGAGCUAGAGAUAAAUCAAGGAAAGCAACAUCAGUGAAGUCUGGGGAUGACAUCCAUGCUACUGAUGGAGAGUCUUCUAAGGUUCAAAUAACUCCUAAAAAAAUGAACACCUCUGAGAAAAAGCGAACUCAAAUGAGCUCUUGUUCUGCCAAUGACGGUCCUUCCACUGACUUUGAUGAUAAUUGUGUUAAAAAAAGCCGUCACUCAAGUCCCCGCAUGCCAAUUCAUUUGUCAUGUCAAGCUGAUAGAGAUUUGCAUUCACGCACGAAGAGCUUUGGUCUCAGCAACUCCGUUGGAAGUUCCAAACAAAUAUCAACUUUUUCGGUUGAUAAAGGUUUUGAAGAAACUUUUUGUGAUUUUGAGAUGGAAAGAUCUACAGGGAAGUUUCAAGUAAAUCAGGUAUGGGCUAUUUAUGGUCAAAAUAGUACAUUGCCAAAUACUUAUGCACUGGUUAAGAAGAUAGUUCCUGCGCCAUUCAAAUUGCAUGUAGUCCUGCUUGAAUCAUGUGCAGGGCCUAAAAAUGCUGCUCAGUCAGUUUGUGGAACGUUCAAAGUCCAGAAUGAAAAACAUCAAGCCUAUGAUCCUAGCUCAUUCUCCCAUGUGGUGAAAGCAAUCUCUACUAAGAACAGGUUUGAAAUCUAUCCAAGAGAAGGAGAGAUUUGGGCACUGUACAAGAGCUUGAAAAAAACAGGUUUGGAUCCAGACAAGUUUGAGUACGAUAUAGUGGAGGUCAUUGAGUAUUCAAAAGAGUGGAUAAAAGUUUCAUCCCUGGUUCGUGUGGAUGGUUUAAAGUCUGUCUUUAAACAGCAAACAUCGAAUUCUGUUACUUUGGAAAUACAAAAAGAUGAGUUCUGGAGAUUCUCUCAUCAGAUACCUGCAUUUCAGCUGACUGGAGAAAAAGGAGGGGUUUUGAGAGGCUGCUGGGAGCUUGAUCCUGCUGCAGUACCGUGUUCUCUGUUAAGUGAUGCACCAGUUAGUGUGUGAUGGGAUCAGUUAUCCUGGAUUAACACACUGAUGGCCUUUUGUUCUUAUAAGUUUCUUGCUAGAUGAUUACAAGACCGGAAUGUAGCUAUAGGGAGGGAAACAAGGUAGCACUCAUGAUUCUGUAGUUUUUGGAAGUUGUAUAUUAUGGUGCCCUGCUCAUCCCCCUCCCCCUUUUGUAAUGGGUUUAUACACCUAACAAAGGACUAAAUACGGUAGGUAGUCACCACGUUAUUGUAAAGAUUAAUUAUGUACAAGCAGAAGGGGAAAAAAAUAGAGAUUAUGUAGGCAUGAUAAAUUCCCCCUUCUGCUUUACUCCAGUGAAAGGUGUUUUUAACCAGAACUCACCGGUAGUGAGUUGGUGACGCCAUAGUCUAGAAAAGCUGGCCUCCGCGAUCGUUCAACUUGAUUUGGAAAUGAAUGACUUCGUGACUUGGGUGAAAUUGAAGGUUGAUAUCAUACAAGUUCAUUGACUGCAUAACGCCACCUUCACAAGACCCCUCUCAUUGGGGAUCUCACUGUGUAUGUUGUUAAUUACAGUCGAGAUUGUGAAACCAUUGUAAGUUUUUUAAAAUGAAGGGUUGGAAGAGACAACUUGAGCACAGUU